Molecule: messenger RNA, 1211 nt
Organism: Acyrthosiphon pisum (pea aphid)
Lineage: Eukaryota; Metazoa; Arthropoda; Insecta; Hemiptera; Aphididae
Product: prostasin
Exons: 5
Coding region: 16-888 (290 amino acids)
Biological process (GO): proteolysis
Molecular function (GO): serine-type endopeptidase activity
Source: RefSeq, a predicted model, not a curated record
UUCAUUCUUUAACUAAUGUACCUAUACAAAAUUGAAAAUUCAAAUACUGUUUUAGAUUGUGGCAGACCAUAUACUCCUAACCAAGUAUUGAUUCUAGAUGGCUCUGAAGCUAAAUAUGGAUCAGCACCUUGGAAUGUUGGAGUAUAUAGAAAAUCCACUAGAAAUAAUUUUAACAUGAUAUGUGGAGGAUCACUGAUUGCUACAAAUUUAGUUGUAUCUGCUGCUCAUUGUUUUUGGCAAGAAAAGUUGACAAGUAGAAUAUUAUUAAACGAUGGUACGUAUAAAGUUGGCGUUGGAAAGUAUAAGAGCGACAUUACAAUUAAGGACAAUGAAUUUACCCAGAUUGUCGAUGUUGGAUUGAUAUACUUGAGAGAAGGUUAUUAUGGUUCAUCCGGAUAUCAUGCUGAAGAUCUAGCUAUUAUUGUGUUAUCAAACAAAAUUACACUCAGCAAUGUAGUUAUGCCUGUUUGUGUGGACUGGUCUAAAAGAUAUUCCAUUUUAAAUGGAUCCAUUGGAAAAGUCGUUGGCUGGGGGAAAACAGAAAAAAUGGUUGAAAGUUCUGUUUUAUUAGAAGCUAAUAUACCAUACAUCGACCAUCAGACUUGUCGAAAUAUGUACCAAAACGGAUUUCAAAACUUUGUUUCUGUUGAUAAAUUCUGCGCUGGUACUAAAAGUGGACAAGGAGUUCAUCAAGGAGAUAGUGGUGCCGGAUUUACCAUUGAACAUAGCUCUUUACAUUUUUUAACUGGAAUUGUGAGUGUAAAAGAUGCAGCCACAAAUGAUUCAAUCGCAGUUUUUACAGACGUUAGUCGCCACAUUUCCUGGAUUCAUGAAAUUUAUACCAAUUAUAGUUAUGCAAGUGACAGUUUUUCUGGAUCCGUUAGAUAGUGCAGUAAAAAUAACUAAUAAUUAUAUACUUACCAUCCUACCAUAAUUAUUUUAAUAUCGAAAACGGCAUUUAUAUAUAUUUUUUUACCUUUGUUAAAUUUUUAACUUUUUGUACAUUUUGAAUGAUUUUAUCACAAACACAAAGAAAUAAUAAUAUAUUAUAAUUGUAUAAUUCAAUAUUAUUGAAUUUAUUAAAUAAUUAUGAGUUGUCCUUUCGUGUCAAUAACUGAACAUUGAUUUAUAAUACAUAAUAUAUAAUAUUAAUUUACAUAUUAGGUCAAUACUCAUUAGUAAUAACUAAUAAAUUAUUUUGCCAUUUAAUA